Messenger RNA from Opisthocomus hoazin, 581 nucleotides. Lineage: Eukaryota; Metazoa; Chordata; Aves; Opisthocomiformes; Opisthocomidae. The record is from RefSeq and is a predicted model, not a curated record.
CACCCCUCCAUGACCUCCACUACCCCUCCACCAGCUCCAUCACCCCCCAUGAGCUCCAUCAGCCUCCCCAUGAGCUCAAUCACUCUUCCAUCAGCUCCAUCAUCCCCCUACGAGCUCCUCCACCACCCCAUGAGCUCCACCACCGCUCUAGGAGCUCUAUCACCUCCUUUUCCAGCUCCAUCACCCCUCUCCCUGUGAGCUCCAUCACCUCUGCACUAGCUCCACCACCCUCCCAUGAGCUCCACCACUCCUCCAUGAGCUCCAUCACCCUUCCCACGAGCUCCAUCACUGCUCCAGCAGCUCCAUUGUCUCCCUAUGAGCUCCACCACCUCCCCAUGAGCUCCAUCACUCCUCCACAAGCUCCACCAUCCCCCUGGGAACUCCACCAGCCCCCCAUGAGUUCUAUCACUGCUCCACCAGCUCCACCACCCCUCUAUGAGCUCCACCAGCCCCCCAUGAGCUCUACCAACCCCCUAGGAGCUCCUUCAUCCCUCCCCAUGAGCUCCAUCACCGCUCCACCAGCUCCAUCACCCCUCCACCAGCUCCAUCAUCCCCCCAUGAUCUCCACCACCCCCCCAUGA